AUGCAACUCACCAACUACCUCCCCCUCCUCGCCCUCCUCACCCCAGCACUCAGUGCUCCCGCCCUCGUCUCCACGCGACCCACCCCCCUCCUACCCAUGUGCACCCAGCAACUCAACCCCCAAACAUGCACCCUCAACUGGAACACCAACACCAUGGCCGUCAACAACGACCUAUCCAACAUCAACAACCUAGUCGCCUACGCACGCGCAACCAUCUAUUCCAAUACCUGCGUCCUAAUCGGUGGUAUCACCAAUGAACUCGUGCAGAAUGUUUAUGUCGAUGCCGUCGGCUGGGAUCAAUCACUUGUUCUGCAGAAUGUGUUUGAUGAGACGAGGGGUUUUAAGGUUCCCAGGUGGGUUUUUGGUGGGAAGCAGUAUUCGGUUGAUGAUUGUGCUUGUUUUGAGGGGCCGUUGUUGGGGGAGCCCAAGGAUACGCAUGUUUGUCAGUGUCGAUUUCAAUGUGCUUAA
Molecule: messenger RNA, 468 nt
Organism: Sclerotinia sclerotiorum 1980 UF-70
Lineage: Eukaryota; Fungi; Ascomycota; Leotiomycetes; Helotiales; Sclerotiniaceae
Exons: 1
Coding region: 1-468 (155 amino acids)
Source: RefSeq, a predicted model, not a curated record